Messenger RNA from Botrytis deweyae, 3792 nucleotides. RefSeq lists its product as uncharacterized. Bases 1 to 3792 code for a protein of 1263 amino acids. The transcript has a single exon. NCBI's taxonomy places the organism in Eukaryota, Fungi, Ascomycota, Leotiomycetes, Helotiales, Sclerotiniaceae. The record is from RefSeq and is a predicted model, not a curated record.
AUGGGCAGUGAUGGUACUGCCCAACAACAAAACUCAAGUAGAGGUAGAAGAAAAGAUGAUGCAUUUGAUCAAUAUGGAGCUACAUCUCUUGAAAUUCAAUCCUUGAGGGCUAAAUUACUUACUUCAAGUAAAAAUUUGGAAGAGGCAAAGGAGAAUUGGGAACCAUUUUUAUUAGAUUCCCAAAAUCAUACCAAAGAACAAGAGACUCGAAUCGAAGAUCAUAAAUUGGCUACAUCAAAUGCCGAAUCAAUCGAAGAUAGCGGUAAUCAAGCUAUUGAAUUAAUACAAAAAGUUCUAGAUGAUAGAGAGAAAUUGUCGAAAGAUAUUGAUGAGAAGAGUCGGAAACAAAUAGCGGCAUUUAAGUUGUUAUCACCAAAACUUGAGACGAGAGUGGAAAAGAUGCUUGCAGAUCAUGAUCAUUUUGUGGUUCAAAUGACAACCAAAAAUGCUUCUCUAAUCCAACAAGUGGGUGAAUUGAAUGGACAAGUUACCGCUUACACAUCUGGAGCUCACGUGGGAGAAUUGAAAUCCUACCUGGAAGGUCAAAUGAAAAGUUUAAAGGAAGGAAAUCAAGCCGAUAGUAUUUUGAGCGCAAAUCUUCGUACCGAGAUUGCUAAUUUGCAAGGCAGACUCAAUAUUGCCACGCAAAAGAAAUCUGAUGCUGAAGUCAAGGAGAGAUUAAGCAACCAAGCUUUGGAAGCUUUAAGAGCAGAGCAUGCCACAUUGAAACGUCAAAAGGAGGAAGCCGAAGAAAAUUCUCAAACCUGGAGUGAAAAUUAUGACAAGAUAUUUGAUGAAAAGAAACAAUUAUCCGCUCUCAAGGAAUCAAAUGAUCGCAAUCUCAGAGAACUUGGAGAUGAACUAAAUAGAGUCUUGGAGGAACAUAGAUCCAAGGUAUCAAAUCUCGAAUCUGAUCUCGAUCGAGAAAAGGAGAAAUCCGAAGGAUAUUCUCAACGUCUCAGAGACUUUGAAGCCGAACAGGUAAGACGUGAAAGGGAUGAGAAGGUUCGUCGAGAUGAAGAAAAUUCUCGGGUUGAACAAGAAAGACAUCGAAUGGAGAUGGAAAUGCGAAGACUUGAGCAAGAAUUGAAAUCACGUCGAGAAGAAGAAGAAAAAGCUCGGGAAGAUGCACGAAAUGCUCCCGCUGGGGAUGAUGUUCGCGAUCGGAGAGCAAAGUUUCUUGAUGAACUGAAGAUUCAAACACUCGAAACUCAAAUCGAGAAACUCAAGGUACAAUUGGAAACAUCUAGUGGUGUCAAAGACAAUCUCGAAGCCGAGUUAAGUCGUCAAAAGCAAAUCGCUAUGACGGUACCCCGUUUGAAUCAAGAAUUACAGCAACAGAGGGAGAUUGCUACCAAAGUCCCGGCGUUGGAGAAUGAGGUAUCCAGAUUGAAGUCAAUCUCGGAUCGUGUACCAGAUUUACAUCUUGAUAUAAAAUCAUUGCGUGAAGAGAUUUCUCGUCUUAAUCUUCAAGGGGAAACCAACCAGACCGAGUGGAACGGAGAGGUGACAAAGUAUGAGAGAAGUUUGAAUGAAGUGCAGAAGCAAUUGAGAAAGUCAAGUAAUGAUCUCAAUGAAAAGGAUGCAAAAAUAAAUCAGCUCGAGUUGGAUUUGGAAACCUCAUUCAAUUUGAGGGAGCAAUUGGAGCAAGAUUUAAUUCAAAAGGAUGAAAUCAUACGACAAAAGACUUCCGAUAAUGAGACACUCAUGCUUCGAGUUACUCACUCGGAUAAUGUUGAUGAUCUUAAAGCCGCAUUUGAGAAAGAAAAGGCAGAAUUGCUAGACCUCAAGGCCACUGCUUUGAGAGACAAGUGGGAGAUGCGGGUAGUGAAGGAGGAUGAGAACCGAAAAUUACGAACCAGUUGGCACAAGGAUUCUGCGAGAUUGGAAAAACUUUUGAAACAAGCUCUUGAUCGCAAGGAAUCCUACAAAGAACGUGAUAAUGAGUUGGUGCAUAUGAUUAAUUCUCAAGAGAAAAAAGUACAAGAGUUCACCAAAUCUAGGCAGGAGGUGGAGGAAAACCUCAGAAUCGAUCUCUUGGAAUCUGGUCAAGAACGAGAGAGACUCCAAGGUAUUAUUCGUCAGUAUGAAGAGUUGCAAGUGGAAAAUGAGAGAAGUUAUGCUGACAGUCAAGAACAAAUUGAUCUUUUGAAGAGCAAGGAAUCACAACUGAAUGACUUGCAGGAUUCUUAUGAUACUCAAAAAGAUUUAUUGGAACGUACCCAAAACAGAAUCAAAGACCUUUUGGAGGGAGCUAGAUAUGCUAGACUUGAAGGAGAAAUUGUCCAAGGCAAAGAAGAGAUCAAGAGACUCCAAAGGUUGAUUGAAAUGAACGACCGAGAAGUGGAGAAAUUUAAAGUUACCUUGACAAAUCUAAAUGCAGCUGCUUUUAAGUAUGAGCAAGAGAAGAAGGAUGAUCAAAUUACCCUCACGAGUAAGAAGGAGGAAAUUCACAAGCUUUCAACGGAAUUAUUAUUCACGAGACCUCUGGAGGAUUAUGAAAAUUUGGAGCAACGAUAUCAUACUUUGGAUCAACGAUACCAAGAUUUGGAAACACGAAAUAAAGGGUUGGAACAACGUUAUUCGACCAUGAAAUCUUUGGAAGAGUAUCAAACUUUGGAAAAACGUGCUUCGGCAAUGGUACCGAUUGAUAUGUACACCAAAUUGGAUGAAAGACUAAAGGCAAUUUUAGUAAAUCCAGAAAGUGAUCAUGCUGUGGCUACUCGUAUUGGACAGGUAACAAAAGGUAUGAAGACCGAGGAAGAAUUUAAUGAGUUACUUGAAGAGAAGAGAAAUCUUUCGCAACAAGUAGCAUCUAUGUAUUCUGCAUCGGAUUAUCAAACUUUGGUGGAUAGCAUUAAGAGUUUAAAAACUCAAAAUGCUGAAUUGAUGACUUUGAAUAAUUCUUCAAGUCAAAAUUCCCCACGUCCAAACUUGACUCCUUUGCCUGGAUUGGCUUCUUUUCCAAAUCCAUACACACCGGUACAAGAACAACGUAAUGUACAACCUUGGUCCGGGCAAUCAUCAAUUUCUCAAGGUUAUGGAUUGACAUCUCUUUUUGGUACACCAUCACCAACUCAAAGAGAACAAGGAUAUCAUCUUUCACCUCUACAACCUUCUGGUCACAUGCAACCAUUAUCAGCGUCACCACCACCACCGCCGCCGCCGCCACCACAUUAUGGCCUUGGUUCUUCCUCUUCAAGUGCUCCGACUGUUGGAGGUUCACAACCUUCUAGUCAAGGGUUCGGUCAUAUUCAGCCUCCGCCAUUUAGUCUCGGUUCACCUGCUUCGCGUCAACCUAAUGUACAAAAUGCGCCCCGGCAACAAUCAAAUCAGCAGCAACUACAGUCCGCUUUUACCCCGCACCAUGCAUCACUUCAACAAGUACCCCCACCUCAGCCAGCCGUUUCAUUUACGCUACCCUAUCGCUUCUUGGUUUCCGGGAGACCUUCAGGUGGUGUUUUGACUGUGAAUGUAUUACCUACGUUGAUUCCGAUGAUGAAUGCACAGAUUACAAGAUGGUCAAAUGUGUCAUCUGGUAAAGGAUCUACAUGGGCUCAACGAACAUCAGCUAGUUCGAGUCGCUGUGUGGAAGUGAGAUUGAAGAAGGAACCGGUGAGAAAAUCCCCACCAAGUUCAGAUUUUGGCGAUAAAUUUGCCUGUCAAAAUUGUAUUGAAAAGAAGUUACUUUGUGUUUUGAUUGGGGAUAAUGGUCCAGUUAUUGCACCUUUACCUCUUGAGGAUAGGGUUGCUAAUUCUACUCCCCUAUUACCUGGAUACUAUGUAAAUUAG